Molecule: messenger RNA, 1525 nt
Organism: Eruca vesicaria subsp. sativa (arugula)
Lineage: Eukaryota; Viridiplantae; Streptophyta; Magnoliopsida; Brassicales; Brassicaceae
Source: the annotation of a GenBank genome assembly
AACGAGGAAGUACAGAGUCAACGGUCAGAACGUUGACCAAAUCUCUCUCUCUCUCUCUACCCGAAUCUCACCGGCCACCGUCGCUUCCCCACCGACGAAUCUGACUCGUAUCCAACAUUCACCUUGGAAGAAUGGCGACUCCGGUUGAUCCACCAAAUGGAGUUAGGAACCAAGGAAAGCACUACUUCUCAAUGUGGCAAACACUCUUCGAGAUCGACACCAAAUACGUUCCCAUCAAACCCAUUGGCCGUGGCGCUUACGGUGUAGUCUGCUCUUCUGUUAACAGAGAGACUAACCAGAGAGUAGCCAUCAAGAAGAUCCACAAUGUGUUUCAGAACAGGAUCGAUGCGUUGAGGACACUUCGUGAACUCAAGCUUCUACGUCAUCUUCGUCAUGACAAUGUCAUUGCUCUUAAAGAUGUAAUGAUGCCUAAUCAAAAAAGAACCUUUAAGGAUGUGUAUCUUGUUUACGAGCUCAUGGACACUGAUCUUCACCAGAUUAUCAAGUCUUCUCAAGUGUUGAGUAAUGAUCAUUGCCAAUACUUUUUGUUCCAGUUGCUUCGAGGACUCAAGUACAUUCAUUCAGCCAACAUUCUCCAUAGGGAUUUGAAACCAGGUAACCUCCUUGUUAACGCAAACUGCGACUUAAAGAUAUGUGACUUUGGUCUCGCGCGCACGAGCAACACCAAAGGUCAGUUCAUGACUGAAUAUGUUGUGACUCGAUGGUACCGAGCACCAGAGCUUCUCCUCUGUUGUGACAACUAUGGAACCUCCAUCGAUGUCUGGUCGGUAGGUUGCAUAUUCGCCGAACUUCUUGGAAGAAAACCGAUAUUCCCGGGUACAGAAUGUCUUAACCAGAUUAAACUCAUCAUUAACAUUUUGGGGAGCCAGAGAGAGGAAGAUCUCGAGUUUAUCGAUAACCCCAAAGCCAAAAGAUACAUAGAGUCUCUCCCUUACUCACCGGGGAUAUCAUUUUCUCGUCUUUACCCGAAUGCUCAUGUUCUAGCCAUUGAUCUGCUUCAGAAGAUGCUUGUUCUUGACCCUUCGAAGAGGAUUAGUGUCACCGAAGCGCUUCAGCAUCCUUACAUGGCGCCUUUAUAUGACCCCAAUGCAAAUCCUCCAGCUCAAGUUCCUAUUGAUCUUGAUGUAGACGAGGAUGAGGAUUUGGGGGCAGAGAUGAUAAGAGAGUUGAUGUGGAAAGAAAUGGUACAUUAUCAUCCAGAUACUGCUACCAUGAAUAACACUGAGCUAUGACCUCAAGUAUUAUGAAGGUAAUUUUCAGAGAGAUCUUUCAACUACUCUUUUAAAAAAAAAACUUGGUUCAUGUUUGAUUUUUCAAUGUUGUUAAUAACUGUGUGUUGAAGAAGAUGAACAAAAACAUUAAAUUACGGGCUUUAUUUGUGUAACGCAUGCUAUGUUUUUUUUCUUUUUCUGGUUAUAAAAGUUGUCUGUAACAUUUGUACAUAAACUUCUGUUUUUUUUCAUUAUAUUUUGUCUUUAAAGCUUUAUAGUUCAUACUAUUUGGC